UUUAGCAAGUAAGUCGAUCAGACAAAGAAGAAGGGCUGCAGUGUGCUGCUCGGAGCUCAACUCACUAAAUCUUCAAGGAAAUAAUAAUUUAGAGUCUUUUUAACGGGCCGAAAGCUGCUGUGGCCUCCGGUUAGCUGUGAACCGCGGGGCCGAUCCACAGUUCUCCGCGCGGCCUCAGCGCGUCUCUGCGGGAGAAGAUGUACCGCGGCCGGCCUCCGUUUAGGGGCUACAUGCCUCCUCCGAGGCCUCAUCCGUCUGCAGGAUACCGGGACGAUAGGGCCAGGCCCAGACCUCCGUACCACCAGGACUACCCGGAGUACCGGGACCAUGUAGGUCCGGACUCCUACCGCCGGAGGUACCCCUCCCCGGGCUCCGGAGGUCACCGUGGCGGGGACAUGUGGGCCGCCGGUCCGCCUCCUGAGAGGUCUCCGUCUCACAGAGGACCGGCUCAUAUGGACCACAACCGGGUCAUGGGCAUGGGGAACGAGCUGCCCGGUCCACAUGGACCUGUCCCCCCGCCGCACCAUCACGACAGAGAUUACCCUCCACGACCCCAAUACGAGCAGUGCGGCAGUAGGGGCCGAAGUCCAGGCCAGAGCCAGCAACGGAGCAAGAGCCGCCACCUUGACCAAAGCCGCAGUCCUGACCGGAGCCGAGCCAAGAGCCGAGGGCGAAGCAAGAGCCGCAGUCCGGACCGGAGCCGAGCCAAGAGCCGUGGGCGGAGCAAGAGCCGCAGUCCGGACCGGAGCCGAGCCAAGAGCCGUGGGCGGAGCAAGAGCCGCAGUCCGGACCGGAGCCGAGCCAAGAGCCGUGGGCGGAGCAAGAGCCGAGGCAGAAGCAAGAGCCGCAGUCCUGACCGGAGCCGAGCCAAGAGCCGUGGGCGGAGCAAGAGCCGACACCGCAGCAAGUCUAGAUCCAGGUCUAGAUCCCGGGGUAAGGGCAGAGGAAGGAGUCAUAGUCGCCGUAGACGCAGCAGUUCCAGUUCCAGCAGUUCCAGCAGAGACAGCGACCCAAAAUUCGAUAGGGCCUUUGAAGAGCUAGAGAUGGCCCGACGCAAGAAGGAGGUUGAGGAGCUGUUGGGUCAGCCGACCAAAUCCAUCCUGAAGAAACACAACAGUUACGAAGACUCACCAUCUGUCCGGGGCUCCGACUCGCCUGGGGAUCUGGACCGCACCAUGUCCCGUGUGGCCGACCAGCUGCUGCAGGCUGUAAAAAUGAACGAUCCGCAGGCUGUGGCGGCGGUGCUCUCAGAACUGCGGUCCGACCCCCAGAUGUCUCAGCGGGCCAACCUCAACAAUGAAAUCAAAGAAAUCCUGACCCUGUUGGGCAUGGCAGAACCGGUGGGCGGAGUUGAGCAGAGACCUUUGGACGAUAUCGAUGACGAAGAAAAGUUCUUGUAUGGAGAUUUAGAGGAGCCCAAAAUCUUGGCGCCCGCAGAUCCAGUCCGACACAAUAGCCUGGAUCUGUUUGGAGAUGUGACGGAGGACUCGUUGUACUCCGAUCACUCCUCGCAGAGAGCCGGUGUUGCUCAGGUGUACAACUGCCCUCCGACCAUUUCACCUCAUCUUCAGGCCCCUCCCAGUGUGAGUGAGAGGAGCAGUUACAUGAGUCGGCCCAGUAUCAGCCCUGACCAGAAUGUCACGGUUCAGCCGUCCAAUCCGGCCUACCCACCGGGAAUGGAACCCCUGGAGGAGAGUGAACGCCUGGCUUUGGAGGAGUAUGAGAAGAUCCAGGACCUGCUGAAGACCAUCGGGCUCGACCUGGGCGUUGGCGAGAUCACCAAGAUGGCUGCCCGGACCAAGGAGCGCCUUCAUGGGAACAAGCAGCCUCCAAAGACACCCACGCGGCGGCGCCGCUACUCUUCCGGCAGCUCCAAUGGCAGCUGCCAGAGCCGCAGGAGGCGGAGCCGGAGCGGCAGUUCGAGUAGCAGCAGCAGAAGUCGCAGUCAUGGGCGGGGGACCAAACGGGGGGCCAGCUGGAGCAGUGAGGACCACGAGCCCAAGAAGAACACAGCUUCUAAAACUUCCAAAGACUGGGAGGUGAAGGAGGCAAAGAGCGAGUGGAGUACCACCAUGAAACCUCAGACCUCUGACCCGUCCCCCAUCCCAACUCUCACGGGCCUACCCAUCCCUAGCUACCCUCCUACACAGCUCCCUGGCAUGGUGCCCCCAACCUACCCCACUGCAGCGUAUGGCCAGUAUGGAAACUAUUUGCCCUACAUGCAUCAGCAGUGGCCCCCCAUGUACCCACCCCCUAGCAUGGCCCUGCCCCCUCAGACCACCACAGAUGACCUGGUGGCGGCUGGGAGCUACAAAACGCCUUACAGCACACCUACCCCUGAGGCAGGGUCUAAAGGUGCUGUGAGGAACAUUAGUCAGGAAGAACAGCGGCGCAGGAGUCAGGACCAGAACAUUUCUGACGAGCAGAACAACGAGAGCGAGAAACUAAAGGUUCUGGAGGAGCGGGAAAAGCUGAAACAAGAGCGGGAGGUCAGAAUGACAAAGAAAGAGUACCUAAUAAAGGAGCUGGAGCGACUCCGAAAGCAGCAGGGCGAGCUGCUGAGGAAGAAGCGCCGCGAGAAGGACGGCCACAAGGACCCCCUCCUGCAGGAGAUAAACCGCCUACAGGAGGAGGUUAUGGCUCAGAUCUCCAACCUGCGCAGGGAGCACGAGGCUGCCGAAAAGAAACGCAGCGAGAUUGAGAAGGUCGCGCUCAUCCUGGGCCUGAGCCCGUCAGACCGGCCCGGCAAGGCCGGCAAGCGGGUCAAAAACCAGGAGCAGAAAGGGCCGCCUCCACAGAAGGAGAAACCGGUGCCAGAGAAGAAGCCUGAGGAGCAGCCAGUGGCCGGCAGCUCUGCGGUAAAGCUCAGCCCGGCGGCUUCAUCCAAAGCCGCCUCAGAAAAGCUGGCGUCCGCCGCCGCGGCUCUGGCUCCGCCCCCGGACCCCUUUGAGUACUACGACGCUGGAAACCACUGGUGCAAAAACUGCAACGUCACCUCUGGUUCCAUGUUUGACUUUUUCACCCACUUGCACAGCAAAUUGCACCGGAAGACUCUGGACCCGUACUACCGGCCCUGGGCCUCCAGCCCCUCCAAGCUCUGCAAGGCGCCGACGGGAGAAGCCAAGCAGACCAAGCCGGCCAAAGGUUCCGAGUUCCUGGUUCCGGUCAGAGGGUUUUUCUGCCUGCUGUGUAAGGAGUUUUAUGGAGAUGGCAUCUGUGCCGAGGAACACGUCAUCACGCACUCGCAUAACGAGAAGUACAAGAAACAAACAUUGGAGAACCCGCUGUACGAGCAGAGGAGGAACCUGGACCGGCAGGCGGGCCUGUCUUUGGAGGCGAGUGGAAAGAAACGCAAACACGAGGACGAGGACGACGACAAAAGCAGCAAAGAGCGAGAGGCCAAGACCAAAAAGGAGAAAAAGAGAGAGCCUGCUGAGAGCUGUGAUGAGAAGGCCAAAGUGACAAAAGAGGAAGAGGAGCAUCAGAUGAAGGCAACCAGAAGGAGCCUGGAGGAGGACAAGUCUUUUUACGGCAAGAAGGACGGGGACGAAAAGUAUAAAUACAGCAGAAAGGGCGAGAAAUGCCGAGAGGACGAAGACAAGAGCAGCUGGUACAGGAGCAGCAGUCGAGAUGAAGAGUACCGCUACCGAUCUCGCAGAGUAGAUAACGACCAAUAUGACGAUCAUCCAAAGUACGGCACCAAGGACAAAUACAAGCAUGAGAAAUGUCCAGACGCCAGAUCUAAAUACGACAGAGAGCGGGACGCAGGACAGCCUAAAGCUGGCAAGGAGUCCGAGAGACCAGCAGAGAGACCCGACCUCAGGAAGUCUGAACCGCCACCCAAACCCUACGAGCUGCCCAAAAUAUUCUGUGGACCCAGUCCGGCCAUGAAGGCCAAGCUCCGCAAGCAGGCCCAGGAAGCCGGCAAGGCCCCGCCCCCUGCAGGCCCCGCCCCUUCCUUUGGGAGGUUCACCUGGAAGAAGAGGGAGAACCAGCUGGCCAAGGAAGCCCGGGAAGUUGCAGAAAAGUUCAUAAAGGAUGAGGAGGACUCGCUGGCAAAGUCAAUAGCUGUUGCUAAAGAGAUUGCUGAGAAGCUGGGUGCUGAGGAGCAGAAAGCUCCACCUGUGGCCCAGCCCGGCCGCGGACAGAUCCGGCCCAACCUCCGCGCACCUGUGGCACAGCUGAGGAGAGCUGCCCUGGCCGGGAAACCCGCCUCUCUCAAUACAUUCCUAAACAUGAGGGCCCCCAGCACUGAUGGGGGCCCACCAGGGCCUUUUCCCAGGGCCCCUCUGAGGCCUCCCAAUCCCCAGACUCUCCACAGCACACCUGGGCCUUCGGUCAGGUCACCUGCACCCUUAGGGCCAGUGUCUGCCCCCGUGGUGACUAGACCAGAACCGUUUGGUCCUCAACUCCCCCCUGGAAUGUUGAAACCAGCACCAUCUCAGGAUAUCUCUGCCUCAGCAGCUUCUAAACCCGAUCCAGUUGGGUCUAAACCAGCUCCAUCUGAAGCUAAACAAGAUCCUCCGCUUCCCAAACCGGCUUGGGUCCAGUCUAAGCCUGCUCCAGUUCAGAAUGCCUCUGCCCCAGCAGCUUCUAAACCCGAUCCAGUUGGGUCUAAACCGGCACCAUCUCAGGAUAUCUCUGCCUCAGCGGCUUCUAAACCCGAUCCAGCUGAGUCUAAACCGGCUCCAUCUGAAGCAAAACUAGAUCCUGUGCUUCCCAAACCGGCUUGGGUCCAGUCUAAGCCUGCUCCAGUUCAGACUACACCUUCACCAGUUUCUCCCCUCCCCUUAAAACCAGAAGCUAAAGCUGUAACCCCUCAGGCUCCCACUGCACCACCAUCCAAAGCGGCUCCCUCACAACCAGCAAUGAUGAAGAUCGUGUCUGAUGUGGCAGCUCCUGGUGUCCCGGAAAGUGAGCAGACUCGCACUGUGUUUGUCAAACCGCCCCCUUUCAAGAAGACGCCAGAGGGCCCUCAGAAGCCAGGAAAGCUGAAGAGCAGCCUGGCUGCAGCCAGAGCACAGGACUUAUUUGAUAUUUUCUACAGCAGUGUCGGCCAGUCAGGGCCUUCUUCUUUCUCUAAGACAGAAACAGACACCACAGCUGGUAAAGGUUCUUCCCCAGCUCCUCAAGCAAUGCAAAAUAAAGCCCAACAGCCCCAAGAAAAACCAGAAUCCCAACCACAGCCCCAGGAUAAACCCGAAUCCCAACCCCAGCCCCAAGAAAAACCCGAAUCCCAACCACAGCCCCAAGAAAAACCUGAAUCCCAACCACAGCCUCAGGAUAAACCCGAAUCCCAACCCCAGCCCCAAGAAAAACCCGAAUCCCAACCACAGCCCCAAGAAAAACCCGAAUCCCAACCCCAGCCCCAAGAAAAACCCGAAUCCCAACCACAGCCCCAAGAAAAACCCGAAUCCCAACCCCAGCCCCAAGAAAAACCCGAAUCCCAACCCCAGCCCCAAGAAAAACACGAACCCCAACCACAGCCCCAAGAAAAACCCGAAUCCCUACCACAGCCCCAAGAAAAACCCGAACCCCAACCACAGCCCCAAGAAAAACCCCAACCCCAACCCCAAGAAAAACCAGAAUCCCAACCUCAGAACCUACUACAGCCCCAAGAAGGAGCAGAAUCCCAACCCCAGAGCCAAGAAAAACCCGAAACCCAACCACAGCUCCAGGAAAAAUCCCAUUCCCAAACCCAGAACCAACCACAACCCCAAGAAAAACCAGAAUACCAACCCCAGAACCAACUACAGACCCAAGAAAAACCAGAAUCCCAACUCCAGAACCAACUACAGACCCAAGAAAAACCCGAAUACCAACCCCAGAACCAACUACAGACCCAAGAAAAACCCGAAUCUCAACCCCAGAACCAACUACAGACCCAAGAAAAACCCGAAUACCAACCCCAGAACCAACUACAGACCCAAGAAAAACCCGAAUACCAACCCCAGAACCAACCACAGCCCGAAGAAAAAUCCGAAACCCAACCACAGCCCCAGGAAAAAUCCUAUUCCCAACCCCAGAACCAACCACAGACCCAAGAAAAACCAGAAUACCAACCCCAGAACCAACCACAACCCCAAGAAAAACCCGAAACCCAACCACAGCCCCAGGAAAAAUCCUAUUCCCAACCCCAGAACCAACCACAGACCCAAGAAAAACCAGAAUACCAACCCCAGAACCAACCACAACCCCAAGAAAAACCCGAAACCCAACCACAGCUCCAGGAAAAAUCCUAUUCCCAACCCCAGAACCAACUACAGACCCAAGAAAAACCCGAAUACCAACCCCAGAACCAACUACAGACCCAAGAUAAACCCGAAUACCAACCCCAGAACCAACUACAGACCCAAGAAAAACCUGAAUACCAACCCCAGAACCAACCACAGCCCCAAGAAAAACCCGAAACCCAACCACAGCUCCAGGAAAAAUCCUAUUCCCAACCCCAGAACCAACCACAGACCCAAGAAAAACCCGAAACCCAACCACAGCUCCAGGAAAAAUCCUAUUCCCAACCCCAGAACCAACCACAACCCCAAGAAAAACCCGAAACCCAACCACAGCUCCAGGAAAAAUCCUAUUCCCAACCCCAGAACCAACUACAGACCCAAGAAAAACCCGAAUACCAACCCCAGAACCAACUACAGACCCAAGAUAAACCCGAAUACCAACCCCAGAACCAACUACAGACCCAAGAAAAACCUGAAUACCAACCCCAGAACCAACCACAGCCCCAAGAAAAACCCGAAACCCAACCACAGCUCCAGGAAAAAUCCUAUUCCCAACCCCAGAACCAACCACAGACCCAAGAAAAACCAGAAUACCAACCCCAGAACCAACUACAGACCCAAGAAAAACCCGAAUACCAACCCCAGAACCAACUACAGACCCAAGAUAAACCCGAAUGCCAACCCCAGAACCAACCACAGACCCAAGAAAAAACAGAAUCCCAACUCCAGAACCAACUACAGACCCAAGAAACAGCAGAAUCUCAACCCCAGAUCCAACCUGAACCCCAAGAAAAACCCAAAACUGUACCGCAAACCCAGUUGCAGCCACAACCUGAAUCUCAACCCAAGGAACAUCCCCAAACUCUAAAAGAACCCUUGGAUGAACCUCAGGACCAAUCAAAUCCUCAAACAGCGACCCAACAGCGGUCUCCGUCACCCGCCCCAUCUCCACCUCCAUGUACGCUCCAGACCUCGCCUCAGAACCAGUCUAGCUGUGGCCCUGGAAGUCCACAAACCCAAACCAAUGUUGACAUUCAGAUCACAUCAGUUUGGUCUCUUCGGGGCUCCACAGCUCCCACAGCUGUGGCUGUUUGUCCUGAAACAUCUGUACCAUCGGUUGCAUCAGAACAGGGACUGCCUCAAAGCUGGCCCACCAAUCCUGAAACCCAAAUCCAGACUCAGCCCGCUGCCCUGGAGCCAGCAGCUGCUCAGAUCCACGAAGAGCCUCGGUCUGAACCCCAGAUGGACCCGGAUGCUAAUGCACAUGACAGGAUGACUCCAGAGCCACAGUCUAAGCCCAAACAAGGUCCCAGAACCAGAGGCAAGGCAGCACCAAUGAAGAAGACGCCUCCUGCUUCCUCUCCUGUUCGUCAGACCCGCUCCCAGACCAGAUACCAGACCCGUCGGCAGCAGCAGAGUGUACCGGAACCUGAACAGCAACCCGCCAUGGGGGACCAGGACGCCACGCCUUCAGAGACCAAAGGCUUGGAGACUUGUGGUCCGCAGCAGGAGGCCGACGCGGCCAAAGACACUGAUCUUCCAGAGAUGGAGAUCACCCCAGAAACCUUGGGUCUCCCUGCAGACAUGACCUCCCUGGACUUUGACUACAGUUUUAACUUUGAGUAGGGGGUGAGGGGGAGACAAAGACCUGAGCCUGGUUUAGUCAAAGGAUGGAUGUACGUCCAGCAACCUUUGGCUGGAAAACGGCCAGAUUGAUGUACAGUUCAGUCAAUGCUUCUGAUUUGACCUUUCUGAAGGCCUGCAGGUAUAAAACUGAUCUAGACGUUCUGGUUCUGCUUUGGACUCAUGUUUUCAACCGUUAUAAAAUGAUAAUUUCCUAAAGGUCGCCAUUCUGCUCACUGUAGGUUUCUGUUCUCUAGAGUCACGUUCCUCUGUAGAUCUUUGGUUCCUUGUUUGUGCUUGCAGAUAUUUUUAGCUGUAAUAUGUUUCUCUCUGCUGAGUUGUAAUAAAGGUUGGCAAAGAAUGUUC
Molecule: messenger RNA, 8222 nt
Organism: Fundulus heteroclitus (mummichog)
Lineage: Eukaryota; Metazoa; Chordata; Actinopteri; Cyprinodontiformes; Fundulidae
Gene: znf318
Product: zinc finger protein 318
Exons: 11
Coding region: 198-7859 (2553 amino acids)
Biological process (GO): positive regulation of DNA-templated transcription; negative regulation of DNA-templated transcription
Cellular component (GO): nucleoplasm
Molecular function (GO): zinc ion binding; nucleic acid binding
Source: RefSeq, a predicted model, not a curated record